Messenger RNA from Closterium sp. Naga37s-1, 10914 nucleotides. Lineage: Eukaryota; Viridiplantae; Streptophyta; Zygnematophyceae; Desmidiales; Closteriaceae. The record is from the annotation of a GenBank genome assembly.
AUGACUCCAUUGCGUCAACCCCGCACGUGGCGGCGGCGGCAGGGACUUUCUCCCGCCACUCUGUCAGUCGUCGCACUCGUAGCAGCCACGUGGCUUUUUCUCGUCGCGACUCGAUCUGCUUCUGGCGAGUACCGACCGCCGUCGUUGAAUUGGGACUUCUCCCGCGCGUCGUCCACCGACUCCGCCCUCUGCGGCUCCUGGCCCGCCGACUACGCCGCGCGCCACAGCGCCAUCCGCCAGGCCAGCGCAGCCGCGCACGCGGAGGUCGUCAAGCGGAGCAGGGGGAGCGGAGUCUUCGCGUGGUUCACGCGCCCGCUCCCCCCGCGCCCGUACGAUCCCGCCGUUCGCUUCCUAACGUUCGAAUGGCUGGACGGGUGUGGCGGGUACGGCGACGCGCUCAACGGGCUGCUGCUCGCGUUCGUCACGGCCGUGCUGGACGGCCGCGCGCUCAUCGUCCGCCACGACUGCCUGACGGCCGCGUUCCUGCCGGCCAUGAUCGACUGGCGGCUGUCGGACGACGUGCCUCUAGAGCCCGCGAGGGUCGUGACGGCGCCCGGCUACAACUGGGACGGCGUCGUGAGCGCCGCGCGCCCAGAAGCCCCGGUGGAGGCGGGGGAAGUGGUACGGCUGGACAUGCGGAACUCGCGCAUCGAGCUGGAGACGUACUUCAAGGCGCUCGAGAACGCCACCAACAUCCGACUGUCGGCGAACCUGGGCGCGCUCACGCACCUGGCCACCAAGGCCAAGGGCGAGUGGGCGGAGCGCCGUGCGUGCGCGCAGGGGAUUGUGAUUGGUGGGCAUGUGGGCGGAUGGGGGAAUGUGGGCGGGUGGGGGAAUGUGGAGGGCGGAUGGGGGAAUGUGGAGGGAGGAUGGGGGAAUGUGGGCGGAUGGGGGAAUGUGGGCGGAUGGGGGAAUGUGGGUGGAUGGGGGAAUGUGGGCGGAUGGGGGAAUGAGGGUGGAUGGGGGAAUGAGGGUGGAGGGGGAAUGAGGGUGGAUGGGGGAAUGAGGGUGGAUGGGGGAAUGUGGGUGGAUGGGGGAAUGAGGGGUGGAUGGGGGAAUGUGGGUGGAUGGGGGAAUGAGGGUGGAUGGGGGAAUGUGGGCGGGUGGGGGAAUGUGGAGGGCGGAUGGGGGAAUGUGGAGGGCGGAUGGGGGAAUGUGGAGGGAGGAUGGGGGAAUGUGGGCGGAUGGGGGAAUGUGGGCGGAUGGGGGAAUGUGGGUGGAUGGGGGAAUGUGGGUGGAUGGGGGAAUGUGGGCGGAUGGGGGAAUGAGGGUGGAUGGGGGAAUGAGGGUGGAGGGGGAAUGAGGGUGGAUGGGGGAAUGAGGGUGGAUGGGGGAAUGUGGGUGGAUGGGGGAAUGAGGGUGGAUGAGGGAAUGAGGGUGGAUGGGGGAAUGAGGGUGGAUGGGGGAAUGAGGGUGGAUGGGGGAAUGUGGGUGGAUGGGGGAAUGUGGGUGGAUGGGGGAAUGAGGGUGGAUGGGGGAAUGUGGGCGGGUGGGGGAAUGUGGAGGGCGGAUGGGGGAAUGUGGAGGGCGGAUGGGGGAAUGUGGGCGGAUGGGGGAAUGUGGGUGGAUGGGGGAAUGUGGGUGGAUGGGGGAAUGUGGGUGGAUGGGGGAAUGUGGGUGGAUGGGGGAAUGAGGGUGGAUGGGGGAAUGUGGGUGGAUGGGGGAAUGAGGGUGGAUGGGGGAAUGUGGGUGGAUGGGGGAAUGUGGAGGGCGGAUGGGGGAAUGUGGGCGGAUGGGGGAAUGUGGGUGGAUGGGGGAAUGUGGGUGGAUGGGGGAAUGUGGGUGGAUGGGGGAAUGUGGGUGGAUGGGGGAAUGUGGGUGGAUGGGGGAAUGUGGGCGGGUGGGGGAAUGUGGAGGGCGGAUGGGGGAAUGUGGGCGGAUGGGGGAAUGUGGAGGGCGGAUGGGGGAAUGUGGGUGGAUGGGGGAAUGAGGGUGGAUGGGGGAAUGUGGGCGGGUGGGGGAAUGUGGAGGGCGGAUGGGGGAAUGUGGGCGGAUGGGGGAAUGUGGAGGGCGGAUGGGGGAAUGUGGGUGGAUGGGGGAAUGAGGGUGGAUGGGGGAAUGUGGGCGGGUGGGGGAAUGUGGAGGGCGGAUGGGGGAAUGUGGGCGGAUGGGGGAAUGUGGAGGGCGGAUGGGGGAAUGUGGGCGGAUGGGGGAAUGUGGAGGGCGGAUGGGGGAAUGUGGAGGGCGGAUGGGGGAAUGUGGGUGGAUGGGGGAAUGUGGGUGGAUGGGGGAAUGUGGGUGGAUGGGGGUAUGUGGGUGGAUGGGGGAAUGUGGGUGGAUGGGGGAAUGAGGGUGGAUGGGGGAAUGAGGGUGGAUGGGGGAAUGUGGGUGGAUGGGGGAAUUUGGGCGGAUGGGGGAAUGUGGAGGGCGGAUGGGGGAAUGUGGAGAGCGGAUGGGGGAAUGUGGGCGGAUGGGGGAAUGUGGGUGGAUGGGGGAAUGAGGGUGGAUGGGGGAAUGAGGGUGGAUGGGGGAAUGUGGGUGGAUGGGGGAAUGUGGGUGGAUGGGGGAAUGUGGGUGGAUGGGGGAAUGUGGGUGGAUGGGGGAAUGUGGGUGGAUGGGGGAAUGAGGGUGGAUGGGGGAAUGAGGGUGGAUGGGGGAAUGUGGGUGGAUGGGGGAAUGGUGGAUGGGGGAAUGUGGGUGGAUGGGGGAAUGUGGGUGGAUGGGGGAAUGAGGGUGGAUGGGGGAAUGAGGGUGGAUGGGGGAAUGUGGGCGGAUGGGGGAAUGUGGGUGGAUGGGGGAAUGUGGGUGGAUGGGGGAAUGUGGGUGGAUGGGGGAAUGAGGGGUGGAGGGGGAAUGAGGGUGGAUGGGGGAAUGAGGGUGGAUGGGGGAAUGAGGGUGGAUGGGGGAAUGUGGGCGGAUGGGGGAAUGUGGGUGGAUGGGGGAAUGUGGGUGGAUGGGGGAAUGUGGGUGGAUGGGGGAAUGAGGGUGGAUGAGAGAAUGAGGGGUGGAUGGGGGAAUGUGGGUGGAUGGGGGAAUGAGGGUGGAUGGGGGAAUGUGGGCGGGUGGGGGAAUGUGGAGGGCGGAUGGGGGAAUGUGGAGGGCGGAUGGGGGAAUGUGGAGGGAGGAUGGGGGAAUGUGGGCGGAUGGGGGAAUGUGGGCGGAUGGGGGAAUGUGGGUGGAUGGGGGAAUGUGGGUGGAUGGGGGAAUGUGGGCGGAUGGGGGAAUGAGGGUGGAUGGGGGAAUGAGGGUGGAGGGGGAAUGAGGGUGGAUGGGGGAAUGAGGGUGGAUGGGGGAAUGUGGGUGGAUGGGGGAAUGAGGGUGGAUGAGGGAAUGAGGGUGGAUGGGGGAAUGAGGGUGGAUGGGGGAAUGAGGGUGGAUGGGGGAAUGUGGGUGGAUGGGGGAAUGUGGGUGGAUGGGGGAAUGAGGGUGGAUGGGGGAAUGUGGGCGGGUGGGGGAAUGUGGAGGGCGGAUGGGGGAAUGUGGAGGGCGGAUGGGGGAAUGUGGGCGGAUGGGGGAAUGUGGGUGGAUGGGGGAAUGUGGGUGGAUGGGGGAAUGUGGGUGGAUGGGGGAAUGUGGGUGGAUGGGGGAAUGAGGGUGGAUGGGGGAAUGUGGGUGGAUGGGGGAAUGAGGGUGGAUGGGGGAAUGUGGGUGGAUGGGGGAAUGUGGAGGGCGGAUGGGGGAAUGUGGGCGGAUGGGGGAAUGUGGGUGGAUGGGGGAAUGUGGGUGGAUGGGGGAAUGUGGGUGGAUGGGGGAAUGUGGGUGGAUGGGGGAAUGUGGGUGGAUGGGGGAAUGUGGGCGGGUGGGGGAAUGUGGAGGGCGGAUGGGGGAAUGUGGGCGGAUGGGGGAAUGUGGAGGGCGGAUGGGGGAAUGUGGGUGGAUGGGGGAAUGAGGGUGGAUGGGGGAAUGUGGGCGGGUGGGGGAAUGUGGAGGGCGGAUGGGGGAAUGUGGGCGGAUGGGGGAAUGUGGAGGGCGGAUGGGGGAAUGUGGGUGGAUGGGGGAAUGAGGGUGGAUGGGGGAAUGUGGGCGGGUGGGGGAAUGUGGAGGGCGGAUGGGGGAAUGUGGGCGGAUGGGGGAAUGUGGAGGGCGGAUGGGGGAAUGUGGGCGGAUGGGGGAAUGUGGAGGGCGGAUGGGGGAAUGUGGAGGGCGGAUGGGGGAAUGUGGGUGGAUGGGGGAAUGUGGGUGGAUGGGGGAAUGUGGGUGGAUGGGGGUAUGUGGGUGGAUGGGGGAAUGUGGGUGGAUGGGGGAAUGAGGGUGGAUGGGGGAAUGAGGGUGGAUGGGGGAAUGUGGGUGGAUGGGGGAAUUUGGGCGGAUGGGGGAAUGUGGAGGGCGGAUGGGGGAAUGUGGAGAGCGGAUGGGGGAAUGUGGGCGGAUGGGGGAAUGUGGGUGGAUGGGGGAAUGAGGGUGGAUGGGGGAAUGAGGGGUGGAUGGGGGAAUGAGGGUGGAUGGGGGAAUGUGGGUGGAUGGGGGAAUGUGGGCGGGUGGGGGAAUGAGGGUGGAGGGGGAAUGAGGGUGGAUGGGAGAAUGAGGGUGGAUGGGGGAAUGAGGGUGGAUGGGGGAAUGUGGGUGGAUGGGGGAAUGUGGGUGGAUGGGGGAAUGAGGGUGGAUGGGGGAAUGAGGGUGGAUGGGGGAAUGUGGGCGGAUGGGGGAAUGUGGGUGGAUGGGGGAAUGUGGGUGGAUGGGGGAAUGUGGGUGGAUGGGGGAAUGAGGGGUGGAGGGGGAAUGAGGGUGGAUGGGGGAAUGAGGGUGGAUGGGGGAAUGAGGGUGGAUGGGGGAAUGUGGGCGGAUGGGGGAAUGUGGGUGGAUGGGGGAAUGUGGGUGGAUGGGGGAAUGUGGGUGGAUGGGGGAAUGAGGGGUGGAUGGGGGAAUGUGGGCGGGUGGGGGAAUGAGGGUGGAUGGGGGAAUGUGGGCGGGUGGGGGAAUGUGGAGGGCGGAUGGGGGAAUGUGGAGGGCGGAUGGGGGAAUGUGGAGGGAGGAUGGGGGAAUGUGGGCGGAUGGGGGAAUGUGGGCGGAUGGGGGAAUGUGGGUGGAUGGGGGAAUGUGGGUGGAUGGGGGAAUGUGGGCGGAUGGGGGAAUGAGGGUGGAUGGGGGAAUGAGGGUGGAGGGGGAAUGAGGGUGGAUGGGGGAAUGAGGGUGGAUGGGGGAAUGUGGGUGGAUGGGGGAAUGAGGGUGGAUGAGGGAAUGAGGGUGGAUGGGGGAAUGAGGGUGGAUGGGGGAAUGUGGGUGGAUGGGGGAAUGUGGGUGGAUGGGGGAAUGAGGGUGGAUGGGGGAAUGUGGGCGGGUGGGGGAAUGUGGAGGGCGGAUGGGGGAAUGUGGGCGGAUGGGGGAAUGUGGAGGGCGGAUGGGGGAAUGUGGGCGGAUGGGGGAAUGUGGAGGGCGGAUGGGGGAAUGUGGAGGGCGGAUGGGGGAAUGUGGGCGGAUGGGGGAAUGUGGGUGGAUGGGGGAAUGUGGGUGGAUGGGGGUAUGUGGGUGGAUGGGGGAAUGUGGGUGGAUGGGGGAAUGAGGGUGGAUGGGGGAAUGAGGGUGGAUGGGGGAAUGUGGGUGGAUGGGGGAAUGUGGGCGGAUGGGGGAAUGUGGAGGGCGGAUGGGGGAAUGUGGAGAGCGGAUGGGGGAAUGUGGGCGGAUGGGGGAAUGUGGGUGGAUGGGGGAAUGAGGGUGGAUGGGGGAAUGAGGGUGGAUGGGGGAAUGUGGGUGGAUGGGGAAUGUGGGUGGAUGGGGGAAUGUGGGUGGAUGGGGGAAUGUGGGUGGAUGGGGGAAUGGAAUGAGGGUGGAGGGGGAGUGAGGGUGGAUGGGGGAAUGAGGGUGGAUGGGGGAAUGAGGGUGGAUGGGGGAAUGUGGGUGGAUGGGGGAAUGUGGGUGGAUGGGGGAAUGUGGGUGGAUGGGGGAAUGAGGGUGGAUGGGAGAAUGAGGGUGGAUGGGGGAAUGAGGGUGGAUGGGGGAAUGUGGGUGGAUGGGGGAAUGGUGGAUGGGGGAAUGAGGGUGGAUGGGGGAAUGAGGGUGGAUGGGGGAAUGUGGGCGGGUGGGGGAAUGUGGAGGGCGGAUGGGGGAAUGUGGAGGGUGGAUGGGGGAAUGUGGGCGGAUGGGGGAAUGUGGAGGGCGGAUGGGGGAAUGUGGGUGGAUGGGGGAAUGUGGAGGGCGGAUGGGGGAAUGUGGAGGGCGGAUGGGGGAAUGUGGGCGGAUGGGGGAAUGUGGGUGGAUGGGGGAAUGAGGGUGGAUGGGGGAAUGUGGGUGGAUGGGGGAAUGUGGGUGGAUGGGGGUAUGUGGGUGGAUGGGGGAAUGUGGGUGGAUGGGGGAAUGAGGGUGGAUGGGGGAAUGUGGGCGGGUGGGGGAAUGUGGAGGGCGGAUGGGGGAAUGUGGGCGGAUGGGGGAAUGUGGAGGGCGGAUGGGGGAAUGUGGGCGGAUGGGGGAAUGUGGAGGGCGGAUGGGGGAAUGUGGGCGGAUGGGGGAAUGUGGAGGGCGGAUGGGGGAAUGUGGAGAGCGGAUGGGGGAAUGUGGGCGGAUGGGGGAAUGUGGGUGGAUGGGGGAAUGAGGGUGGAUGGGGGAAUGAGGGUGGAUGGGGGAAUGUGGGCGGGUGGGGGAAUGUGGAGGGCGGAUGGGGGAAUGUGGAGGGUGGAUGGGGGAAUGUGGGCGGAUGGGGGAAUGUGGAGGGCGGAUGGGGGAAUGUGGGCGGAUGGGGGAAUGUGGAGGGCGGAUGGGGGAAUGUGGAGGGCGGAUGGGGGAAUGUGGGCGGAUGGGGGAAUGUGGGUGGAUGGGGGAAUGAGGGUGGAUGGGGGAAUGUGGGUGGAUGGGGGAAUGUGGGUGGAUGGGGGUAUGUGGGUGGAUGGGGGAAUGUGGGUGGAUGGGGGAAUGAGGGUGGAUGGGGGAAUGUGGGCGGGUGGGGGAAUGUGGAGGGCGGAUGGGGGAAUGUGGGCGGAUGGGGGAAUGUGGAGGGCGGAUGGGGGAAUGUGGGCGGAUGGGGGAAUGUGGAGGGCGGAUGGAGGAAUGUGGAGGGCGGAUGGGGGAAUGUGGGCGGAUGGGGGAAUGUGGAGGGCGGAUGGGGGAAUGUGGAGAGCGGAUGGGGGAAUGUGGGCGGAUGGGGGAAUGUGGGUGGAUGGGGGAAUGUGGGUGGAUGGGGGAAUGAGGGUGGAUGGGGGAAUGAGGGUGGAUGGGGGAAUGUGGGUGGAUGGGGGAAUGUGGGUGGAUGGGGGAAUGUGGGUGGAUGGGGGAAUGAGGGUGGAUGGGGGAAUGUGGGUGGAUGGGGGAAUGUGGGUGGAUGGGGGAAUGAGGGUGGAUGGGGGAAUGAGGGUGGAUGGGGGAAUGUGGGUGGAUGGGGGAAUGUGGGCGGGUGGGGGAAUGAGGGGUGGAGGGGGAAUGAGGGUGGAUGGGGGAAUGAGGGUGGAUGGGGGAAUGAGGGUGGAUGGGGGAAUGUGGGCGGAUGGGGGAAUGUGGGUGGAUGGGGGAAUGUGGGUGGAUGGGGGAAUGUGGGUGGAUGGGGGAAUGAGGGGUGGAUGGGGGAAUGUGGGCGGGUGGGGGAAUGAGGGUGGAUGGGGGAAUGUGGGCGGGUGGGGGAAUGUGGAGGGCGGAUGGGGGAAUGUGGAGGGCGGAUGGGGGAAUGUGGAGGGAGGAUGGGGGAAUGUGGGCGGAUGGGGGAAUGUGGGCGGAUGGGGGAAUGUGGGUGGAUGGGGGAAUGUGGGUGGAUGGGGGAAUGUGGGCGGAUGGGGGAAUGAGGGUGGAUGGGGGAAUGAGGGUGGAGGGGGAAUGAGGGUGGAUGGGGGAAUGAGGGUGGAUGGGGGAAUGUGGGUGGAUGGGGGAAUGAGGGUGGAUGAGGGAAUGAGGGUGGAUGGGGGAAUGAGGGUGGAUGGGGGAAUGUGGGUGGAUGGAGGAAUGUGGGUGGAUGGGGGAAUGAGGGUGGAUGGGGGAAUGUGGGCGGGUGGGGGAAUGUGGAGGGCGGAUGGGGGAAUGUGGAGGGCGGAUGGGGGAAUGUGGGCGGAUGGGGGAAUGUGGGUGGAUGGGGGAAUGUGGGUGGAUGGGGGAAUGUGGGUGGAUGGGGGAAUGUGGGUGGAUGGGGGAAUGAGGGUGGAUGGGGGAAUGUGGGUGGAUGGGGGAAUGAGGGUGGAUGGGGGAAUGUGGGUGGAUGGGGGAAUGUGGAGGGCGGAUGGGGGAAUGUGGGCGGAUGGGGGAAUGUGGGUGGAUGGGGGAAUGUGGGUGGAUGGGGGAAUGUGGGUGGAUGGGGGAAUGUGGGUGGAUGGGGGAAUGUGGGUGGAUGGGGGUAUGUGGGUGGAUGGGGGAAUGUGGGUGGAUGGGGGAAUGAGGGUGGAUGGGGGAAUGUGGGCGGGUGGGGGAAUGUGGAGGGCGGAUGGGGGAAUGUGGGCGGAUGGGGGAAUGUGGAGGGCGGAUGGGGGAAUGUGGGCGGAUGGGGGAAUGUGGAGGGCGGAUGGGGGAAUGUGGAGGGCGGAUGGGGGAAUGUGGGCGGAUGGGGGAAUGUGGGUGGAUGGGGGAAUGUGGGUGGAUGGGGGUAUGUGGGUGGAUGGGGGAAUGUGGGUGGAUGGGGGAAUGAGGGUGGAUGGGGGAAUGAGGGUGGAUGGGGGAAUGUGGGUGGAUGGGGGAAUGUGGGCGGAUGGGGGAAUGUGGAGGGCGGAUGGGGGAAUGUGGAGAGCGGAUGGGGGAAUGUGGGCGGAUGGGGGAAUGUGGGUAGAUGGGGGAAUGAGGGUGGAUGGGGGAAUGAGGGUGGAUGGGGGAAUGUGGGUGGAUGGGGGAAUGUGGGUGGAUGGGGGAAUGUGGGUGGAUGGGGGAAUGUGGGUGGAUGGGGGAAUGUGGGUGGAUGGGGGAAUGAGGGUGGAUGGGGGAAUGAGGGUGGAUGGGGGAAUGUGGGUGGAUGGGGGAAUGUGGGUGGAUGGGGGAAUGAGGGUGGAUGGGAGAAUGAGGGUGGAUGGGGGAAUGAGGGUGGAUGGGGGAAUGUGGGUGGAUGGGGGAAUGUGGGUGGAUGGGGGAAUGAGGGUGGAUGGGGGAAUGAGGGUGGAUGGGGGAAUGUGGGUGGAUGGGGGAAUGGUGGAUGGGGGAAUGAGGGUGGAUGGGGGAAUGAGGGUGGAUGGGGGAAUGUGGGCGGGUGGGGGAAUGUGGAGGGCGGAUGGGGGAAUGUGGAGGGUGGAUGGGGGAAUGUGGGCGGAUGGGGGAAUGUGGAGGGCGGAUGGGGGAAUGUGGGCGGAUGGGGGAAUGUGGAGGGCGGAUGGGGGAAUGUGGAGGGCGGAUGGGGGAAUGUGGGCGGAUGGGGGAAUGUGGGUGGAUGGGGGAAUGAGGGUGGAUGGGGGAAUGUGGGUGGAUGGGGGAAUGUGGGUGGAUGGGGGUAUGUGGGUGGAUGGGGGAAUGUGGGUGGAUGGGGGAAUGAGGGUGGAUGGGGGAAUGUGGGCGGGUGGGGGAAUGUGGAGGGCGGAUGGGGGAAUGUGGGCGGAUGGGGGAAUGUGGAGGGCGGAUGGGGGAAUGUGGGCGGAUGGGGGAAUGUGGAGGGCGGAUGGAGGAAUGUGGAGGGCGGAUGGGGGAAUGUGGGCGGAUGGGGGAAUGUGGAGGGCGGAUGGGGGAAUGUGGAGAGCGGAUGGGGGAAUGUGGGCGGAUGGGGGAAUGUGGGUGGAUGGGGGAAUGAGGGUGGUUGGGGGAAUGAGGGUGGAUGGGGGAAUGUGGGCGGGUGGGGGAAUGUGGAGGGCGGAUGGGGGAAUGUGGAGGGUGGAUGGGGGAAUGUGGGCGGAUGGGGGAAUGUGGAGGGCGGAUGGGGGAAUGUGGGCGGAUGGGGGAAUGUGGAGGGCGGAUGGGGGAAUGUGGAGGGCGGAUGGGGGAAUGUGGGCGGAUGGGGGAAUGUGGGUGGAUGGGGGAAUGAGGGUGGAUGGGGGAAUGUGGGUGGAUGGGGGAAUGUGGGUGGAUGGGGGUAUGUGGGUGGAUGGGGGAAUGUGGGUGGAUGGGGGAAUGAGGGUGGAUGGGGGAAUGUGGGCGGGUGGGGGAAUGUGGAGGGCGGAUGGGGGAAUGUGGGCGGAUGGGGGAAUGUGGAGGGCGGAUGGGGGAAUGUGGGCGGAUGGGGGAAUGUGGAGGGCGGAUGGAGGAAUGUGGAGGGCGGAUGGGGGAAUGUGGGCGGAUGGGGGAAUGUGGAGGGCGGAUGGGGGAAUGUGGAGAGCGGAUGGGGGAAUGUGGGCGGAUGGGGGAAUGUGGGUGGAUGGGGGAAUGUGGGUGGAUGGGGGUAUGUGGGUGGAUGGGGGAAUGUGGGUGGAUGGGGGAAUGAGGGUGGAUGGGGGAAUGAGGGUGGAUGGGGGAAUGUGGGUGGAUGGGGGAAUGUGGGUGGAUGGGGGAAUGUGGGUGGAUGGGGGAAUGAGGGUGGAUGGGGGAAUGUGGGUGGAUGGGGGAAUGUGGGUGGAUGGGGGAAUGUGGGUGGAUGGGGGAAUGUGGGUGGAUGGGGGAAUGUGGGUGGAUGGGGGAAUGUGGGUGGAUGGGGGAAUGUGGGUGGAUGGGGGAAUGAGGGUGGAUGGGGGAAUGAGGGUGGAUGGGGGUGCAUAUGGGCCGCGUGACGAGGUGAGAGAGCUGUUCCACAACACCAUGCAGCAGCUCAGAGGCAACAGCAGCACCACCGCCGCAAUGCAGCAGCGAGUGGCGGCGGUGGGCAUUCACAUCCGCGUGCAGGACGAGGUGGUGUGGGCGGGUGACAGAGGCAAGCCCAAGGACCUGGAGCAGCAGCAGAUCGAUGCGCUGCUGGGGGAGGCCAAGCAGUGGCUCGACUGCGCUCAGCGGGUGGAGGAGUUCUGGUUCCCGUCGUCCCUUGCGGUGCGCUGGAUGCUCAUCAGCAACUCCGCGCAGCUCAAGGCUGCCAUCAAAUCCAAAUACCCUGGAAAGGGGGACAAGCAACUGCUCUCUUCCUCACGGCUGGCGCUCGCAUGGUUUACUUCGCAUGGUCGUCACAACCGAGUUUGUCCCACGGCAUUCCAACAGCCUCGCAUCAGUGAAGCAGAAGGGCGUCUUUAA